Messenger RNA from Aspergillus ochraceoroseus IBT 24754, 4353 nucleotides. RefSeq names its product putative jumonji family transcription factor. Gene Ontology annotation, molecular function: histone H3K36 demethylase activity; histone H3K9 demethylase activity. Gene Ontology annotation, cellular component: nucleus. NCBI's taxonomy places the organism in Eukaryota, Fungi, Ascomycota, Eurotiomycetes, Eurotiales, Aspergillaceae. The transcript is spliced from 5 exons. The coding region runs from base 1 to 4353 and encodes 1450 amino acids. Gene Ontology annotation, biological process: chromatin remodeling. The record is from RefSeq and is a predicted model, not a curated record.
AUGGCCGCAAUGCUCGAUCGCCCCCCUUUCGAAUCGAUCGCGGCUGCUCCUGCGACCGAUGCAGCUUCCAUCACCCCCCCUCACAGCAUCAACGGCAUGAAGGAGACCCCGGACGGUGUUCCUUCCGAGCUCUCCGACCUCGAGCUCGAUGCCAAUGCCGCUGCCGCCCAGGAAGCUCCAUCGAUAGAAGGCGAAGAGGAGGAAAUAGAACCAGAUCAUUACUAUGGCGGUGGCAAGGUCCCCGUGUUCAAACCGACCAUGGACCAAUUCCGCGAUUUCCAAGCCUUUAUCAAUAGAAUCGAUAAAUAUGGCAUGCGAUCGGGGAUCGUCAAAGUGAUUCCUCCUAGGGAGUGGAGUGACUCUCUCCCCCAGCUUGACGAAGCUAUAAAGAAGAUCCGUGUGAAGAACCCAAUCAUGCAGGAAUUCCAUGGCUCCCACGGAACCUAUACUCAGGCGAACAUUGAGAGACAGAGAUCAUAUAACCUCCCCCAAUGGAAGGCCCUGGGUGAGGAGAGCAGCCACCAACCGCCUGCUAGGAGAGGCGAGAGGCGGAGGAACCAGGAGCGUGCUCCUCGUGCUCCUCCGGCCCCUAAGCCCCAAACGGCCCGGUCGGAUACCCCAAAACGAGGACCUGGCCGUCCGCCUAAGCGAUCCAACCAGGCCAAAAUCAAAGAAGAACCCAUUAAAAUCAAGGAGGAGCCCACGGAAGAGAGCCUCGAGAGGACCAAGCCCGAAGGCCCUCCCACGCCCGUUUCCCCCGAAUCAAACCCUGUCGAAACAAAAUCGGAAGAAUUGAGCGAUGGCGAGUCUUUACCCCCACCAAAACCAAGGGGACGACAGCCCAAGUCCGUCACCGCACGCAGAAAGCAGAACAAGGGCGAUACAAUCGACUAUGUGGACGAAGAGGCCUUCAAGGAUUUCGACUACCGGAUCCACGACAGCGAAGAGUACACUUAUGAAAGAUGCGAAGAGCUGGAGACCGCCUACUGGAAGUCCCUGAUGUUCAACAACCCCAUGUAUGGUGCGGAUAUGCCAGGCUCGCUCUUUGAUGACCGUACAACCUCAUGGAAUGUCGCCAAGCUACCGAAUCUGCUGGAUGUUAUCGGCCAGAAAGUGCCUGGAGUUAAUACGGCAUACUUGUACUUGGGUAUGUGGAAGGCGACCUUCGCUUGGCACUUGGAGGAUGUAGACCUCUACAGUAUCAACUAUAUUCACUUUGGGGCGCCCAAGCAGUGGUAUAGCAUCUCCCAAGAAGAUGCGCCUCGUUUUGAGCAAGCAAUGAAAAGCAUCUGGCCUAGUGAUGCGAAGAAUUGCGACCAGUUCCUUCGCCACAAAACCUACCUGGUCUCGCCGAAUCUCCUUAAAUCUCAAUACGGAAUUACCGUGAACAAAAUGGUCCACUAUGAAGGGGAGUUUGUCAUCACCUACCCUUAUGGAUACCAUUCCGGAUAUAAUCUAGGGUAUAACUGUGCCGAAUCCGUCAAUUUCGCAACUGAGAAAUGGUUGGAUUACGGUCGGGUCGCCAAGAAGUGCAACUGCGAAGCUGACAGUGUCUGGAUCGACGUGGAAGAUAUCGACCGCAAGCUUCGCGGCGAAUCGACACCCGAGUACUAUGGUGAUUUUGAGAGUGAUCUCGAUGGACUGGAGGGCGCUUCAGACCUCUUAACGCCUCCACGCAGUGUCCCCGAGAAGACGUCCAACCGUGGUCGUAAACGCAAGCUGGACGGCGGCGACACGAUUAAGACCAAGCGAAUGAGAGUCAGCGUCGAUAUUCCGAGGAAAAAUCUCUGCGUCCUGUGCCCCAACAAUCUGGACUAUGAGGAUUUAUUACCUACAGAGGACGGGAAAACUCACGCCCACCGACGCUGUGCAUUGUAUACGGAAGAAACCAGCGUCCUCCGCGAUGAAUCUGGCAAGGAAGUGGUUUGUGACGUUGAUAAGAUCCCCAAGGCUCGCAUGGGACUCAAGUGCCUUUUCUGCCGUGAGGUCCGUGGCGCUUGCUUCCAAUGCAACUUCGGCAAGUGUACCCGGUCAUACCAUGCGACUUGUGCGCUCCUGGCAGGUGUGCAAGUGGAGCAGGGUUUGGUUGCCGUUGUUGCAGACGAUGGCAACCAGUAUUCCGUCCCCAGCGUCGACCUGAAGUGCAAAUAUCAUCGUCAGAAGAAACCUACUUGGUUGGCCAGCACAGAGUCACCCGAAUACGAUCGAAAACUGAUCGAAGCCGCCCGACGUCUCGUCAUUGGCGAUCUGGUGCAAUUCCAAGCCGACAAGGAAAUCAACGGCGCAGUUGUGCUCCAGAACCGACCGGAGGAACGCACCCUGCUGGUCAAGGUGCUCCCACGAGGGGAUGUAAUCGAGUUACCAUACCGGUGGAUGCUGGUCGUACGGAGGAGCAAUUUCUUUCCCCUGGCCGCGGGCAUCAAGCCACUUCCUGCACAUCUCGCCCGAAAGCCCGAGGCCCGGAGAGAAGUGGAAUCCGCAAUGCCAGUGGCAGGAAAUCCUUUUGGCGAUGGGCGAUCUCCAUAUCAGUGGGCCGAGUUUGAGACGGUGGACAGCACUAGGCAUCCUACUGCCCCACCUGCAGUGCAGGUCAACCUGGACAAAGGGGAACAGAUCUGGUAUUAUUUGGGCCAGUCAUCGACCGAGUGUAGGGCUCAAUAUACACACAACCCUAGCAUGCCCGUCCACAACCCGCGCUCGAAUUUCCUGGAUAGUGUGAAGUCCCUUGGCGCCGUGAUGGCCCGACUCCCCUCUUCUUACCCCCACCAUCGCCUGCCACCUUUUGUUGUUGCUGGCUCUGCUGCCCCUCCUCCUCCUCCUCACCAUUUUUCUUCUGCCGCCGCCAACACCACCGCCUCCGCCAUCGCUGUGACUGCUGCUGCUGCUGCUGCUGCCGCCUCCCGCCCUUCGCUGCCGCAGCGCCCUCCUUUUGCCCCUCCUCCUCGUUCUUCUCCCGUCGCUACUUCUGCUGCUGCUGUUGCUGCUUCUGCGAUGCCGUCAGCCUAUCGAUCUGUACCGACUCAAUCUGCCCGUCAUGCUCCCUACCCUCAAAUUACCAAAUCUCACACCUCCUAUCAGCAGCACAAUCAUCACCAGCAGCAGCAGCAGAACACCAGCAGCAGCCAUAAUAACAACAAUAACAUUAUCGUCAACAACAACAACAACAACAACAACAGCAGCAGCAGCAACCACACCACCGCCACCACCACUACCGCCAGUCAUAACCACCUACCUGCAAAUAAUUUUGCCAAUGUGCGUGAGCUCAUUGCCCGUCGUCGACUGGCCCAGAUUACCGACCAUGCCAAUGUCUUCGCGGGCUAUACCCUUGUCGGGCCCGAGUUGGUUGUAGAAACUCUCCUGGGUCCCAUGGGCUCUGUACCGCCAUCCAAUGGCUUGGAGAAACUCGAACUGGCCAUGGCCCAACAGCGUGUCCAGCCUCGUGCCCCCGAUGGAACCCUUCUGCCGAUGCAGCCCCUGAAUAUGCGAUCCGAAGAAGUCACCCGCUUAUUACAAAUGCUCCGGUUCUCCCUUAUCAGUCACCGCGACCGGUUGGAUGUGCUCCAGAAGAAGGAAUCGGAAAAUGUGAAACAAGAGAUGGCAAACAAGAGUACCGCUGCGACCCCCAAGCUGCCUCGCAAGUAUGCCUUUCUCGAGCAGCAGCGUGAGCAGGCUCCGUCGGUUUAUCAGUCCCCUUAUGAUAUGCCAUCAGGGUUCACUGAAUACGCCCGGACAACAUUUGGCCUGACUCGUCAUGAGCCGGAACUACCGAAACCGUCACUGGCUAAUGAUUACUUCGCCAGUCUCUCACCGGAGGACCAGGAGAAGAUCCUCAAGACAUGUGGCAGCUUUGUGCAGCGGGCCAUGGAGCGGUCGGUUACUCACAGUCGCCAAAGUUCCUCGGCCUCCAACCUGCGACUGGCUUCGGCGUUGGCCCAACAGACAGAAAAUCCGACCAUUGACAUCACCACGGUCGAGGACCUGCCCUUAUCAGGCUUGGACUUCCCCUUACACGCCGAUUCACCGUGCUCGAAUUUUAGUCGGUCGCAUCUGCGAUUCCAAUCGCCGAAUGACUUUACUAGCCACGGAGUUGAAGUCCACCAUGAUCACCACGACCUUUUUGGCGAUCAACAAGCCAACACACGAUUCUGGCAACAUGGUCCUUGGGCGGUUGGUGAUGGGAAUACCCCCAACGAAGAGAGUCGGCCAUUCUUCGGACCUCACGAACGGCUCAAGCACGAUUAUGCUUCAUCCGACAUCUCUCUGGGGCGAGGACCAGGCUCCUUGCACUCUGUUGAUAUGGCAGGCUUUGGCCUUGACAACCCUGACGACCUCUGCACCGUACUCAGCCCUUGA